CUUUAAUCGCAUCGUAAAAGCCCAAAACUUCAUUGUCGGCCAGUGGCAGCUCCCAAGGUUCAGGCUUCAGUCAAGAAGAGGUCAAUAAACCAGGCUUCCAAGGCUCUUCACCAACCCUCACUGUGCCAUAGCUAAAGCUCCUCACUUGCGCCAUUCGCGGAGCAAAGCUACUUAAAGUUGAACAUUCCAUAUUCGAUUUGAAGAGGUAGAAGCAGUACUUGUUAAGAGUAAGACUAUGGGUAGUCAGAGAAUAGGAGAAGAAGAUGAUAAACAAUCAAGAUCUCUGGGGAUGCAAGAGACAAGCCCAUUUAAUAGUACAAGUUGGGUGGGGAAGAUUCAAGCGCAGUACAACAAGAUAAAAGAGAAUGCAGAAACUUACCCUUAUGUCUGGGGUUCAUAUAUUGCUGUGUACGGGGGUUUUGGCAUAUGGCUUGUCUAUAGAGGGAUGAAACUCCGCAGAAAAGAAGAUAGGGUCCGAGCUCUUCAAGAGCAACUCCGCAAGCUCGUUGAGUCUGAAGAGCAUGGAAGUUCGUCAGCUGCUACUGGCUCUAACAGUAAGCACUCACCACAUGAUAAACCCACUGAUUAAAUUAUCUCGCUGACCUGUAUUCUCUCUCAGUCUAUUCUUUAUGGCCUUUGCCUGACAUUUUGGAAGAGAUUCUUCACAUUGAAAUGUAAAGAACUAAAGCCCAGCUAAAUCUUCUUAUUCCCACAUGUAUACUUAUUUGGGACUUGGGAGAGUAAGUAUACAUGAAAAUUGGGAUUUUUGAUCAUCUGCACAAAACAUCAUGGUUAUUUUUGUAAAACAGAUACAAAGAAAGUAGACUUACCUCACCAUUAUAUUCCUGAACUUGACGAGUAUUGAAUACUCUGAUUUUUGGCCAUUCUUCAUUCAAAAAAUGCGUCAAACCCCCAUUGUAUAAUUAAUGCUGCACAUGGUUUUGUUUCAAGUUUGCAUUUGGUUUCACACACGAGCGCCCUCUUAUAUAAAAAAAUAUGCGCAUUGGCCAUUCAUCAUUCAGAAAAUGCGUCAAACUCCCAUUUUAUAAUUAUUGAUGCACACAAUGCACAAGAAUGACAAAUUUAGCGGUCGUGAAAUUGCACACCUUUGGUGUUUGUAUAUUAAAGCGCAAAUAUUGAAGUACUAUUUGAAUCACAGGCUCACCGCUAAGAAAAGUUGGUUGAAGAAGUUCUUUUUCAUUUUUGAAGGAAAUACAUUGUGUUCAGCCUAUGAUGUUAAUCUUUCCUAUCUUCUCAAGGUCAUGACUCAUGAAUGUCCAGUUAAUUUUGUUUUAAUUUGAUGAUCAUGUAAAUGUUUAUGCUUUAGCUUACUGUGUGAACUUCGUCUGCUGGAUGCUCCUUGGUGCGUUUUCUGUGCCUUUUUUAUUUGUUUGGAUGUUUACCAUAUUUUAUAUAACUGCAGCUUGUGAAAAGGGUUUACAAGUCUUUUUUUUUUUUAAAAAACCGGUAGGCAAACCACCAAAAUCAAUAGAAUAGAUGUCGGGAAACAUCUGCCAAUGUUUUAUUGAAAAAUAUAGAAACAUACAGAACCAGAGGGGGGGCCUAAACCACAACGGCAAAACCUCUACGGGGAGGCAUACCUCCCGACAAAUACAUUAAUGCAAAAAAAAAAAAAGAUAAAGAGAAAAACUUUAGCGAUCAACAUAUAAAACAAUAAGACAACAAAAUAGAUAAGCUAUAAAGACAACAAAAUAUCAGACACGCAAAGUAGGAAGAGCAUCUAUAUCUAAUAGGAGAAGUGUCUUGACUAAGAGGAAACGGGUGAAGCUGAGUCCUUCCAAAGCCAUCCUAUGAGCAACCAUAUUAGUUUCCCAAUAGCAGUGAUUAAUCCGGAACCGUAGUUUCCAUUUUCGAUCGAAUAACAUCAAGGAGCAGAUGAUGGGAAGAUAUGAAAUCUUUCUUUCAGAUGGCCUUAUGAAGUGUCUCCGAAUCAGUCUCCAAGUGAAUCCCAGUUGUCCCCAUAUCUCUGCACCAUUUAAGAGCCUCCAUGACAGCUUUUGCUUCCUCUUGCAGGACCGAUCUCACCUGAAUGGGAACAGCUGCAGCAGCUAAGAAAUUACCCUUUGGAUCUCGAAGAACAGCUCCGCCACCACUUUUGCCAUUCUGAAAAGCCGCAUAUUCAUCAUCUAAAGCUGGCCCAUAUACUUAAAAUUGAAUAAACUUAAACAAGUUAAUGAAGGACUGUUUGUGUUUGGAAAGUGAUUUAUUUUAGAAAGUAUAUAAAAAAAUGUUUAAUUGUAAAAGCUGGUCAGGUUUGAAAGUUAAAAAUUACUCCGUAUUUAUUAAAGUAAAUAUGUUCAUUCUUCAAAAAAAAAAGUAAAUUUGUUAAAAAAGUUUUUUUUUAAGUGUAAAAUCAUUGGUAAAAAUCAAAUUUGGUGAAUGCUUUUGUAGUAUUGUACCCUUUGAAUGAGUGUACUGUACAAUGUAUUUGAUUGACCGAAGUGAUUAUUUUAUCAUGUAUUUAUUUGUACAAUGCAUUUGAUUGACCCAAGUGAUUAUUUUAUCAUGUAUUUAUUUUUGAGUUAUUCAAUUGAAAUAUUUUAAUUGACC
Cuscuta epithymum is the source of this 2571-nucleotide messenger RNA. Lineage: Eukaryota; Viridiplantae; Streptophyta; Magnoliopsida; Solanales; Convolvulaceae. The record is from the annotation of a GenBank genome assembly.